AUGGGCCAAGGUGCCGCCAGUAGCAACGGCGGCGACAAUAGCUGCGGAGCGAAUUGCGUGGAUAACCAUGUUGGCCAUGCAAUUGGUGAUGGAGAUGGGGUUGUCCGAGUCUCGGGUGGAGAGACUGGAAACGAUGGAGGCGUCGUCAUGGAAGCCUCCGUAACGGAUGUUGGUGUCAGCGACUUGAACCAAACUACUACUACUACUACUACUACCUACGAUGAAUCGGACGAUGAGAGCUCCCUUGCGGACAGCUCCGGCUCCAUUAGCGAUGGACCCAGCUUUGGAGGAACUUCAAUCCGAUCCCUGGGCAGCAUGUCCAACUGGAGCAUCAUCGACACUACUCUGCGUGAGGGCGAGCAGUUCAUCCAUGGCGAUUACGACACUGAGACUAAGCUAAAGAUUGCUCGAGCUUUAGAUGACAUUGGCGUUGAAUACAUCGAAGUGACCUCACCUGCUGCUUCUCCUCAGUCCAAGCUGGACUGCGCGGCUAUCUGCAAGCUGGGUCUCAAGGCCAAGGUUCUUUGCCAUAUUCGAUGCAACAUGGACGAUGCCAGAAUCGCAGUUGAGACCGGCGUCGAUGGAAUCAACAUGUGCAUUGGUACUUCCACUCAGCUCAUGAAGCAUUCCCACGGAAAGGAUCUCGACUGGAUCGCCGCCAAGGCCAAGGAGGUCAUCGAAUUCACCCAAGCCCACGGCAUUGAGGUCCGAUUCUCCGGCGAGGACUCAUUCCGCUCCGACUUCAGUGAGAUUCUGAAACUCUACUCGCUCAUGGACCGUCUCGGCGCCCACCGCGUUGGAAUUGCCGACACCGUUGGCGGCGCUUCUCCUCGUGAGGUCUAUGAAAAGAUCUCUACGCUCAGGCAGAUGAUCGGAUGCGAUAUCGAGACUCACUUCCACAAUGACACCGGAUGUGCCAUCGCCAACGCCUACACUGCGAUUGAGGCUGGGGCCACUCACAUUGACACCACUGUCUUGGGCAUCGGAGAGAGGAAUGGAAUUACUUCCCUUUCCAAGCUCCUGCAGUGCAUGCUUCAUAUGGGUCAUGACUCUGUUCUGGCCAAGUACAAGCUUGAGAAGAUUCCUGCUCUUGAACAGCUUGUCGCUGAGGCCGUUCGCAUCGAGAUCCCCUGGAACAACGCUUCACUUGCAAGAUAUCUCUGA
Molecule: messenger RNA, 1164 nt
Organism: Fusarium musae
Lineage: Eukaryota; Fungi; Ascomycota; Sordariomycetes; Hypocreales; Nectriaceae
Product: Saccharopine dehydrogenase
Exons: 4
Coding region: 1-1164 (387 amino acids)
Cellular component (GO): mitochondrion
Molecular function (GO): homocitrate synthase activity
Source: RefSeq, a predicted model, not a curated record